UCCAGAAUCAAAAUGGUUGAAGCAGAUCGUCCCGGGAAGCUGUUCAUUGGGGGCCUGAACACAGAGACAAAUGAAAAAGCCCUUGAGGCUGUGUUCUGCAAAUAUGGACGCAUCGUGGAAGUCCUUUUGAUGAAGGAUCGUGAAACCAACAAGUCCAGAGGAUUUGCCUUUGUCACAUUUGAGAGUCCAGCAGAUGCAAAAGAUGCUGCCAGAGAUAUGAAUGGGAAGUCAUUAGAUGGGAAAGCAAUUAAAGUGGAACAAGCAACCAAGCCAUCCUUUGAAAGUGGUGGGAGGCGUGGGCCGCCACCCCCUCCACGAAGCAGAGGUCCUCCCAGGGGCCUUAGAGGUGGAAGAGGCGGCAGUGGCGCGAGAGGACCACCUUCAAGAGGGAGUCACUUGGUUGGUUCAUGGCUUACCCUUCUAGGAUCUUCUCGAGGACCACUUCCCAUGAAGAGAGGUCCACCUCCACGAAGUGGAGGCCCUCCACCUAAAAGAUCUGCACCUUCAGGACCAGUGCGUAGCAGUAGCAUGGGAGGAAGAGCUCCUGUGUCACGUGGAAGAGACAGUUAUGGUGGUCCUCCACGCAGAGAACCGAUGCCAUCACGAAGAGAUGUCUACAUGUCUCCAAGAGAUGAUGGCUACAGCACUAAAGACGGUUACUCAAGCAGAGAUUAUCCCAGCUCCAGGGAUACGCGGGACUAUGCACCACCUCCUCGAGACUAUGCCUACCGUGAUUAUGGUCACUCCAGUUCCCGUGAUGAAUACCCCUCUAGGGGAUAUAGUGAUCGUGAUGGAUACGGUGGUGGACGUGACAGAGACUACUCGGAUCAUCCAAGUGGAGGCUCCUACAGAGAUUCAUAUGAUAGUUAUGGUAACUCACGUAGUGCUCCACCUGCACGAGGGCCCCCGCCAUCUUAUGGUGGAAGCAGUCGCUAUGACGAUUACGGCAGCACACGAGAUGGAUAUGGAAGCCGAGAAAGUUACUCAAGCAGCAGAAGUGAUGUCUACUCAAGUGGCCGUGAUCGUGUUGGAAGACAAGACAGGGGUCUUCCCCCAUCCAUGGAAAGGGGCUAUCCACCUCCUCGUGAUUCUUACAGUAGUUCAAGCCGCGGAGCACCCAGAGGUGGUGGCCGUGGUGGAAGCAGAUCCGAUAGAGGUGGAGGCAGAAGCAGAUACUAAAAACACUCUUUAAACUUUUGGACCAAGACAAAUUAACUUCUCAAACAAAAAAGAAAAGUGGAAGUUGUUCUAUCUUUACUACCAGAGGACUACUAAAAGGAAAAUUGUUUUUACCUUUUUUUUAUUGUUGCCUGUUAAGUUUUCCCCUCCAUGACUUAUGCUUUUGUGAGGAAAAGUUAAACCCGUGUUUAAUUUCAUUUCAGAAUUGUUAACAUUUCUUUCAAAAAGCAGAUGUUAAAUGUAUGAAACUUGAGCUGUGUACUAGUGUUGUAAUUUUCAAAGUAAAGUUUCCCUGAAAUGCCACA
Nestor notabilis (Kea) is the source of this 1484-nucleotide messenger RNA. It is a transcript of the gene RBMX, whose product is annotated as RNA binding motif protein, X-linked. The transcript has 8 exons. The record is from RefSeq and is a predicted model, not a curated record. Gene Ontology annotation, biological process: positive regulation of mRNA splicing, via spliceosome. Lineage: Eukaryota; Metazoa; Chordata; Aves; Psittaciformes; Psittacidae. Gene Ontology annotation, molecular function: RNA binding. Gene Ontology annotation, cellular component: spliceosomal complex. Bases 13 to 1179 code for a protein of 388 amino acids.